AUGUGGGCCCUUGCAAGCUUCCUCGCCGUAGCACCCCUUUGGGUGUCUUCGGGAUCCGCCUCCUCCCUGGCUGAUUUGGCCCUCUCCAAAGUUCUCGACACUGCGUCGCCAAUUUUCGGAGACUAUGUCAAAGAAACCACAGCUAACGCUGAGUGGAUGAAGAAUUAUGCCGACAGCACGUUGCUGGUUCACAUGAACAUCCCAGGCACCCACGACAGCGCCACAUGGAACUAUACUCAAGCCACUCAGGAUAGCCUUUUGGGUAUCACUGACCUCAACCAGGUCACUGUACCGGCUCCAGAAACGUUCCGCUGCCAGGAACUGUCAUUCGUCGACAUGCUCAACCGUGGUAUCCGGGCAUUUGACAUCCGUUAUGCCUUUGAUCCAACCAACACCACACUGGUCUUCUAUCAUUCCGAGGCCCUCCUUUCCGAGAUCGCUACUGUCGACGAUGUCCUGUAUGGAUUCUACCAAUGGUUGGAUGACCAUCCUUCCGAGACCCUCUUCUUGUCCUUCCAGUACGAAGGAUCAACCGCACUCUACGCGUCGAACGACGCAGCGGUUCAAUUGAGCUUGUUCAACUCCUUGACUUCUACUGCCGCUCGAAAGUACUUUGUCCAGACCAAGGGCGAGCUGGGAACUCUCGGUGAAGCUCGUGGCAAAAUCACUCUCAUGCGUCGAUUCGAUCUGGACCAGCUGCCUGCAUCCUACACCGAUGCCAUGCCCGGCCUGCACUUUUCUCCAAGCCUUUGGACCGAUGACUCCGCUGAUAUUACUUUGGUAUACAAUACCGAGAAGAACCUCACUGCCUAUAUUGAGGACUACUACGAGCCUCUUACCCCAACAGGCUCCAACGCUACUGAGAACAUCCAGUGGAAGUACAAUGCAACCGUUGGAAACAUUCUCAAGGCUACCGCCGAGCACCCUUCUAGCUUGUUCUGGACUUGGGCCUCCAGUGAAAACACCGACAACACCCCACCGGACUGGCCUAAGAUCAUGGCCGUCGGAAAUGGUACUGCCUAUACUCCAUUGGGUGGUGUAAACCAGCGAUUGGUCCCUUUCCUGCGCGAGCAGAAGGGCAAACGCCUUGGAAUCGUUAUGUUUGAUUUCUUUGACCAGCCAUCUAACUUGAUCGAUACUUUCUUGAGUGUUUAG
Penicillium verhagenii is the source of this 1155-nucleotide messenger RNA. RefSeq names its product phosphatidylinositol-specific phospholipase C. Gene Ontology annotation, biological process: lipid metabolic process. The record is from RefSeq and is a predicted model, not a curated record. The coding region runs from base 1 to 1155 and encodes 384 amino acids. NCBI's taxonomy places the organism in Eukaryota, Fungi, Ascomycota, Eurotiomycetes, Eurotiales, Aspergillaceae. The transcript has a single exon. Gene Ontology annotation, molecular function: phosphoric diester hydrolase activity.